Molecule: messenger RNA, 2436 nt
Organism: Brassicogethes aeneus
Lineage: Eukaryota; Metazoa; Arthropoda; Insecta; Coleoptera; Nitidulidae
Source: the annotation of a GenBank genome assembly
AGAUUAGUCAAAGACGUAAGAGAGAGUGUACUAAAUCAUUAAAGGAUACGAGAAGUUUUAUAUAUUUUGUGAAUAGUGUAAUUUUAAUUUAAAGGAGGGAUUUUAAAAACCCACAAAAUGAGGUUGCAUCUUGCUUUGGGGGCAUUAUGUUUCUUGGCCACAGUUCUGGCUAAAGAAGACAAAAAAGAAAAAGAUGAAGUUGGAACUGUAAUUGGGAUUGAUUUGGGAACAACUUAUUCUUGUGUUGGAGUGUACAAAAACGGAAGAGUAGAAAUCAUUGCCAAUGACCAAGGUAACCGUAUCACUCCUUCUUAUGUCGCAUUUACUGCUGAUGGCGAACGUCUUAUUGGAGACGCUGCCAAAAACCAAUUGACCACUAAUCCCGAAAACACCGUUUUCGAUGCCAAACGUCUUAUCGGUCGUGACUGGACCGACAACAGCGUGCAACAAGACGUCAAAUUUUUCCCAUUUAAAGUAAUCGAAAAGAACUCCAAACCGCAUAUCCAAGUGGAAACUGCACAGGGCAACAAGGUAUUUGCCCCUGAAGAAAUUUCUGCUAUGGUUUUGGGUAAAAUGAAGGAAACCGCUGAAGCUUACCUCGGUAAGAAGGUUACCCACGCUGUCGUAACUGUACCCGCCUACUUUAAUGAUGCUCAACGUCAAGCCACUAAAGAUGCUGGUACCAUCGCUGGUCUUAACGUGAUGAGAAUCAUCAACGAACCUACUGCCGCUGCUAUUGCCUACGGUUUGGACAAAAAGGACGGAGAAAAAGACGUGCUUGUCUUCGAUUUGGGCGGCGGUACCUUUGAUGUCUCCCUCCUUACCAUCGAUAAUGGAGUCUUUGAAGUAGUAGCCACAAAUGGUGACACUCACUUGGGAGGUGAAGAUUUCGAUCAACGUGUAAUGGAGCACUUCAUCAAAUUGUACAAGAAAAAGAAGGGCAAGGAUAUUCGCAAGGACAACCGUGCUGUACAAAAAUUGCGUCGUGAAGUAGAAAAGGCGAAGCGUGCUUUGUCUUCAAGCCAUCAAGUCAGGAUUGAAAUUGAGUCUUUCUUCGAAGGUGAUGAUUUCUCCGAAGCUUUAACCAGAGCCAAAUUUGAAGAAUUAAACAUGGAUCUCUUCCGAUCCACCUUGAAACCAGUCCAGAAAGUACUUGAAGAUGCUGACAUGAACAAAAAAGAUGUCGACGAAAUCGUUUUGGUCGGAGGUUCCACUCGUAUCCCCAAGGUGCAACAACUUGUAAAAGAAUUCUUUGGAGGCAAAGAACCAUCCAGAGGAAUCAACCCAGAUGAAGCUGUCGCGUAUGGUGCCGCUGUCCAAGCCGGUGUACUCUCUGGAGAACAAGAUACCGACGCUAUUGUACUUCUUGACGUUAACCCACUUACCAUGGGUAUUGAAACCGUAGGAGGUGUAAUGACCAAGCUUAUUCCGAGAAACACUGUCAUUCCAACCAAGAAGAGCCAGAUCUUCUCCACCGCUUCCGACAACCAACACACCGUCACCAUCCAAGUGUACGAGGGAGAACGUCCAAUGACCAAGGACAACCACCUUUUGGGUAAAUUCGAUUUGACCGGAAUCCCACCAGCACCACGUGGUGUACCACAAAUUGAAGUCACCUUCGAAAUCGAUGCCAACGGUAUCUUGCAAGUGUCCGCUGAAGAUAAGGGAACCGGACACAGAGAGAAGAUCGUCAUUACCAACGACCAGAACAGGCUUACUCCAGACGAUAUCGAUCGUAUGAUCAGGGACGCCGAAAAGUUCGCCGAUGACGACAAGAAACUGAAGGAACGUGUCGAAGCCAGAAACGAACUCGAAAGCUAUGCCUACUCCCUCAAGAAUCAACUCCAAGACAAGGAAAAACUUGGCUCCAAGGUCAGCGAUGACGAAAAAGCCAAGAUGGAGGAAGUCAUCGACGAGAAGAUUAAAUGGUUGGAAGAGAACCAAGACACAGAGGCUGAAGAAUACAAAAAGCAAAAGAAGGAAUUGGAGAGCGUGGUUCAACCAAUCAUUGCCAAGUUGUACCAAGGCGCUGGGGGAGCUCCACCUCCAAGUCCUGGAGGAGAUGAUGAAGAUGAAGAUCUCAAGGACGAGUUGUAGGUGCAAGACUGAAAAUUUGAACUUUACCUCUUUAGCCAAGUGAUGACUGUGUGUAUGAUUGUUGUGUGAUCAAGAGUUUUAUUAGGUAUUUAAUUUUCUUACAAUCCAAAUUUCGUGACUGUCCGUACAUAAUUGGUUUUUUUGUAUUUAUUAAAUAAGGAGAUGUUUUAUAUUGCAAUAUUUACCUGUUUACUGGUAAAUUUAUUUAUUAUUUUGUCAAAUAUAAGUGUAUAAUAAUAUAAAAACAAUCAAUACUUUAUUCACUCCUUAAUUUUUAAUUUUCUUGUACACUUGUAUUUGAAGGCUGUUGAAAUUUUUCAAUAAAAAGAAUACAAUUAU